Molecule: messenger RNA, 963 nt
Organism: Anopheles aquasalis
Lineage: Eukaryota; Metazoa; Arthropoda; Insecta; Diptera; Culicidae
Source: RefSeq, a predicted model, not a curated record
AGGAAGUUACAAUGGGUUGUUCCACAGUUUGUCUCUCCUCGAUCGUGGUGCUGCUGGUCGUCGUGUUGUGCAGUACGAUUCCGGCAGAUGCAGCUAGACAGCGAUCAAAGGUCAUACCGGACAUCGCAUCGACCGUCUACUCCGAGAAUCUGCACGGUGAUCGAAAGUGCUACGAGCGACGUGUGCGUGAUCCGAACGUUCACAUUUCGGCCCGUCUGCUGCGGUACUUCACCUUCGGCGGGAUCCUACAGGGCAUUGCGGAAAAGACGGCACUACCGCGUGUUGGGCUUGUGCAGGGCGGUGCCAGCCAGUACCAGGACCGCUCGAGUGGACUCCAGCGUGAGUAUCAUGCGGCGCACAUCGUCCGUGUGGGCACGAUCGAGCCACGGCUGCAGAAGGAAAGUGCCACGCUCUACAACGCGCUGAAGAACUACAUUGGCCACACGCAGAACGUGGUCCGGCAUGCAAACGUUUGGCACGGUGUCGGUGGUCAGAUUGAUCGCUUUCAGUCGGACAAUUUGGCGGAGCUGGCCAAGAUUGAUUUCAACGGGGCGCUCGAUGGUCAAAUCCAAACGGUGGAGGGACUGGUGCUGAAAUUCCGGGAACUCAUUCAAAAGUACGUCCAAGCGCCCGAUGGAACGCGCACUGAGUCGGACCAGAGCGUGCUGAAUGAGGACUGGGUUGCGGUGUGGUGCGCCGGAACCGAGGUGCUGUUCGAAGCGGGCAAGGAAGGUUAUCAGCUGGUGAUGAGCGGGAAUUUUGUCGAUCAUUACACGACGUCAUGAGUUUGAUCAUCGCGUUGCAACGUUGUAAGUAUAGGCAGCGAUACGAAUGCUACACACGAUCGGGAUCGAAUGACUCAUAAGCCACCUACAUGCUAAAGCGAAUCAUCUGAUAAGAGAACAUAGCGUGUGCCACUAUCGAAUGUUAUCUAAUAAAAGAAAUGAAGUUGCAACAUUCUCA